AAGAGACAACACAGCUGAUCUUGACAAAGGGGGUGAGAUAGAUAUAAAAGCGAAAUCUCCUUGCAUACGUUGAAAUUUGUCUUUCGUGUUUACGUCUAUAACCAGCCGAUCUUAGGUGCAUUGAAAAGCCAUCCCAUUCCAAUUUGAAAAUCAAAGUUUAUCCAUGCUGAUAACAAAGAUUUUUUUGGUUCUUUUGACUGUGGAAUCAUCGGUCACGGGCUUGGGCACCGACAAGGAAAUAAAACGGAUGUACCGUGCAUUUCUGGAAGACGAGAAUCUUUCAGAUGCAGCAGUAGAAGAAUGCGACGUAAAAUAUGAAAAAGUUGGAUGCUUUUCUGACAAUCCUAAGAACAGGGCGCUUCCAAAACUGAUCCUCAGUGAUCGAGACAAAAUAAACUGGCAACCUGGAGAAUGGGAGAAAUAUUUAAAGAGGCUUGCUUGCCGCUGUGCGGAAGCAUCAAGCGGCGAGGGAUACAACGUGUUUGGUCUUCAGUUUUACGGUGAAUGUUGGAGUGGUUCAAACAGGCCUCCUCUUGGGUCUGAUAGCUAUAGCGAAUCCAAAAAGUGUAUUAGUUUUCAAUACGAGAAAUGCCAAAACAACGACCCCAAUGAAUGCGUCGGAGAAGCUAUGACUAAUUACGUGUACCGCAUUAUGGAAGGAGGAAGCGGAGGUGGAUCUCCUAAAGCAUGAAGAAGAACUAAUCCACUUUUGACUCAUUACACGGUCGCUUCAGU
This is a messenger RNA of Pocillopora damicornis (cauliflower coral), 735 nucleotides long. RefSeq lists its product as uncharacterized. The record is from RefSeq and is a predicted model, not a curated record. NCBI's taxonomy places the organism in Eukaryota, Metazoa, Cnidaria, Anthozoa, Scleractinia, Pocilloporidae.